AUGAAUAUUAUCAAAAGUACAAAAGUGUUAUUUCUAUACAAGUUUAUGCAACGUUAUGCAUCAUCACAAGCUUUAGCCGCUGAUUUAAAAAAUAUUGUGGGAAAUGAUAAUGUUGCAACUAGCACAGCUGUUCGAGAGCAACAUAGCCAUGAUGAAUCAUAUCAUCCAGGUCAUAAGCCUGAUGUUGUUGUUUUUGCACAAAGUACAGAUCAUGUUUCAAAAAUUGUUAAAUAUUGUGCAUCUAAACGUGUUCCUGUUAUACCAUUUGGUAGUGGCACUGGAGUAGAAGGUGGCGUCACUGCUCCUCAAGGUGGUGUAUGUCUUGAUUUAAGUCGUAUGGAUAAAGUAUUGUCAAUAAAUGCUGAAGAUUUUGAUUGUACAGUUCAAGCUGGUGUCACUCGAAAUGCAUUGAAUACAUAUAUUCGUGAUACUGGUCUUCAAUUUCCAAUAGAUCCUGGUGCAAAUGCAUCUCUUGGUGGUAUGUGUGCAACAAGUGCAUCAGGAACAAUGGCUGUUCGAUAUGGUACAAUGCGUGAAAAUGUUAUGAAUUUAGAAGUUGUUUUAGCUGAUGGUAGUAUUAUCAAAACAGCAGGACUCAAAGGACGAAGUCGAAAAACAUCAUCAGGUUAUAAUUUAACUAAUUUAUUUGUUGGUCAAGAAGGUACAUUGGGUAUUAUUACUGAAGCAACACUUAAAUUACAUGCAAUACCUGAAGCAGUUCUUGCUGCUGUUGCUCCAUUCAAAGAUUUACAAGGUGCAGUAAAUGCUACAGUUGCUAUUAUGCAAAGUGGUUUACCUGUUGCACGAAUAGAAUUUCUUGAUGAGAACAUGGUUGAUGCUUGUAAUCGUUUUUCAAAACUGAAUCUUGAUAUAGCACCAACAUUAUUUCUUGAAUUUCAUGGUAGUAAUAGUAAUAUUGAAGCUCAAGGACAAAUAGCAGAAGAAACAUGCAAAUCAUAUGAAUGUCUUCAAUUUGCUUUUGCUACAGAUGUCGAUAAACGUGCCGAAUUAUGGAAGGCAAGACAUAAUGCAUGGUAUGCUGCUCAAGCUUUGAAACCAGGUUCAAAGGGCUACAGUACUGAUGUUUGCGUUCCAAUUAGCGCUUUGUCCGGAAUAGUCACAUUUGCAAAAGAUGAAUUAAAACGAUUGAAUUUAUUAGGGCCCAUUGUUGGUCAUGUUGGUGAUGGAAAUUUUCAUGUAUUUGUUAUUGUCGAUCCAACAAAUCCGAAAGAAAUUGAACUAGUUCAUCAAUAUAGUAUGGCCUUAGCCAAAGAAGCAUUACGUGUAAGUGGUACAGUAACCGGUGAACAUGGUAUAGGAGUUGGAAAGAAAAAAUUAUUAAUUGACGAAUUCGGAGCAGCAGGAAUAAAUACAAUGAAAGCAAUUAAACAAGCACUUGAUCCAAUGAAUAUUCUUAAUCCUGGCAAAGUUUUAUAA
This is a messenger RNA of Rotaria sordida, 1437 nucleotides long. The record is from the annotation of a GenBank genome assembly. NCBI's taxonomy places the organism in Eukaryota, Metazoa, Rotifera, Eurotatoria, Philodinida, Philodinidae.